Molecule: messenger RNA, 399 nt
Organism: Staurois parvus
Lineage: Eukaryota; Metazoa; Chordata; Amphibia; Anura; Ranidae
Source: the annotation of a GenBank genome assembly
ACAUACAGACACAUGUAUACACACACACACACACUCACACACACACAGAAACAUGUACACACACACAUACAUGUACAUACACACACAUACAUGUACAUACACACACACAUGUACAUACACACGCACAGCUCUAUAAAAAGUUGCAGUACAGUACUUUACUCACAGAGCUGGGUACUGCACUCUAGGGGGAGGCAGAGAGCACAGCACGUACUCCUUCCUUUGCUUUCACUUUGCUCAACUAUUGAGCAGUCUGACGGCUCCCAGUGAGAGUGACGGAGCCAGCCCUGAGUUCCGAGCCUGCUCAGCAAGACGGCCCUGGGGGACACACUCGCCCCCACCAUAAUUUCCACUCACCAAUGCGAGGAGGUGAGUGGAAAUUUUAAGAUCGGUUCGAGGGUA